AUGGUUUGGUUGAUGCCGAGUUUUAAGCAGAAUCAGUUGACUAGGGAGAGAAAUGGAAUGAAGGAUUUGGGAGGGUGGGUUGCGAGCGGAACAGGUUCUCAGUCUAACCAGAACAAGCUGGUGGGCAAGCAAAAAACGAACCUCUCGUUGGAAGUGAAUGCCUACUUCUCUCUCCUGUCCGCGCUGCAAAUGCGAAAUGCAGCAGCAAGAGUGGAGAGAGAGAGAGAGAGAGAGAGAGUUAGGGUUGAACCUGAGGCUAUAAACGAGUGUGGUCAGCAUGACGGACGUCCGGUGAUGGUUGAUGGUAAUGAUGUGAACAGUGUCACGUGUGCCUGCGUUUGUUUGUGGCGCCGGGCGAACCAAUUCGAGGAAGCGCUUCGACGGUUUAGCGAGUCGCUUGCAGUCCACCAAAGGCAACCCAACUCUCCUUUCGCUUCUACCACCCCUCCUUCCUCCUCCUCGUCCCAGCUCACCGGCCCCGAAAUCGGCAGUGGAAGAGGCUGCCACUCCAACGACCUCCCCUCUUACAUUCCCUCCCUCCAGCCCCUCCUCUCCAAUCUCGCCAAUCUGCGGAAGGAACUUGCGAACACACCGGGCCUUUUCCAUCCCCCAAGACCCGACUUUUGGGGCGGUAUUUUAUCACCCCGCGAUGACGAUAUCACACAGCUGCAGGUCUAUCAACCUCCCUCGGGCAUCUCCUGGCCUCAUGUGAGCCUCCAUCACCAUCACUACGAGUACCAGUACAAGCAGUACCGACAGGGGUGUCAAAAUGACAGCAGUUCUGCUGCUGCUGCUGCCACUGGUGGUGGUGGCGGUGCUGCUGCUGCUGCUGUUGCUUCUGCUCCAGUCAGUCGUCGUAGACUCGCGGCCUGUGGCACAGUUACCAAUGCUACUGCUGCUGCUGCCGCUGCUGCCUCCUUCCUGGUGGGAGUAGAACGUGCAUUGGCCUCGUGUGAUGUUGAUUCGCCGGGGAUGCACACAGCACCACCGCCGCACCCGUCCCUGGGCGCGAUCAGACAAUCUCGGGAGGCGUGUUGGACGGUGUGGAAUGAGUACUAUCACACUAGACACCAACCGCUGUCAGCCGAGUUGCGGAAGCAACUCCGUCAACCGACUUUCAACAACUGGCCCUACACAGACGCUCAAUUGCUUCGUUUUGUGCGCUACUUUUUCAUGGGUGAUGAGGGCACCACUAGCAGUGUCCUCUCCUCACAAUGCAGCUCCACGAUGGCAGAGACUGAGAUGGAGGUGCCAGUGGACGAUCGAUUGCGAUUGGUGCAACGCUGUGACAUUCCGGAGGAGACUUUGGACGCCUGGUUGUGUGCUGUAUAUGCGAAGUACAACUGCGUCAGCUUCCACAACUUCAAACACGCCUUCAUGGUGGCACAAAUGAUGUACACAUCGAUCUGGUGUGCGGAUCUGGCAAGUCUGUUUUGCCAUCUGGACCUCUUCACUCUCCUUUUUGCUGCCAUCUGUCACGAUCUGGAUCACCCUGGACUGACAAAUGCUUACCAGAAUAAUGCCCAAUCGCGUCUAUCCAUCUGCUACAAUUCCCUGUCGCCGCUGGAGAACCACCACUGCGCUGUGGCUUUUGAAUUGGUUCGGACGCCGGCCACCAACAUCUUCGUCAACUUUACUGCCAAGGAGAUAGAAAUUGUCCGUGAAAAUACUGUCCGGUGUAUCCUAGGUACCGACAUGGCCAAGCACACGGACAUUUUGGAGGUCUUCACAGCCAAAAUGCUGGAGCACUCGAUAGAUGCCGCAACAGUGGCCAUUCGCGACGUGUCGGAGUCGGCUUCGUCAGCGGCCAUCAAUGGUACCGCACCGACCACCGCUCAACUAGUAGGCAUCUUCGAUAAAGACGACGAGUCUCACGCUUUGACUAUGGUGGUGCUGUUGAAGAUGUGCGAUAUCUCUACGGAGAUUCGACCCGUUGAUGUUGCUCGGCCCUGGCUCAUGGGGCUUAUCAACGAGCUCAGUGCUCAGCGUGACCUCGAACGGAAGUCUAACCUGCCUCUGUCUCCGGUGAUGGAUGAGUCCAACUUGGUGGACUGUCAAAUCAAUUUCCUCUCCUAUGCUAUGCUACCUCUCGCCAGAUCGCUCAUCUCAAUCAUUCCUGCUCUCGAGUCGUGUUUCCUAAUACCCACGGAACACCAGCUCGCAUAUCAUCAUCGUCUAGCUGCUGAACGAGCCACUCCCUCCUCCUCCGCUGCGGAGGAUACUGUAGGGGCCAAAGCAGUGACACAAGACGAAAAUCGGCACAUUGAUGAUGAGAACAGUGUUGAAGGCGUCCGCCUCGGUGUUGGGUCCAUUGAACUCUCCCACGCCAAGCCAGCAAUCGGAACAGAAGGCGAUGAGUCCAACGGAUCCUCUUCAACCUCUCCACCCCUAUCGAUUCCUUCCGCACCCUUCACCGUCGCCACGCCACGGUCACAGCAAUCUCUACAACUCUGCAUCUCCACUUCGAAUCCGGAUCGAGAACCACCGGGACACGCAUUGCACCACAACCACAGUCACACCUGCUGUAGCAGUGGUGUCGGCAGCGGUGAUAGUCAACAGCACAAACGCACUUCAAUUGUAUCCUCAGCGGGUCUGAUUGAGGCGGAGUUGACUCCACCGCAUCGACCACUGCGUCGAUCGCUCGGUGAAUUGCCGUGGUCAGCGCACGCCCUCCUUCUCACCCACUUUGAGGACGCGUAUCACCUCGCUCCGCCACCUCUCCCGCCGCCCCCUCCACCGCCUCGGUGCAGUCGAUCUAUGGCGAUGGGGGAGAAGACGGAGCCGAAGCCGUCUUCUUGA
This is a messenger RNA of Echinococcus granulosus, 2799 nucleotides long. Its product is annotated as High affinity cGMP-specific 3',5'-cyclic phosphodiesterase 9A. NCBI's taxonomy places the organism in Eukaryota, Metazoa, Platyhelminthes, Cestoda, Cyclophyllidea, Taeniidae. Gene Ontology annotation, biological process: cGMP catabolic process. The transcript is spliced from 13 exons. The record is from RefSeq and is a predicted model, not a curated record. The coding region runs from base 1 to 2799 and encodes 932 amino acids. Gene Ontology annotation, molecular function: 3',5'-cyclic-GMP phosphodiesterase activity.